GAAGAAGAAGCCCAAAAGCCAAGGAAUUGUGGGACGUAAAAUGAACUACAAUGGCGGUUAAACAACAGGCAGUGAGAUGUGCCGCAUUUAUAUGGUUACUCUCUUUACUUCUGCUUCAUCCUUGUCGUGCUUUUGCCGAAGAACUGCAGUGGGAUGAGAAUGGCUACGUUUUGUACUGCCCGUGCAUGGGUCGCUUUGGAAACCAGGCUGACCACUUCCUGGGAUCUCUGGCCUUUGCAAAGAUGUUGAACCGAACCCUGGCAGUGCCUCCCUGGAUAGUGUACCGCCACCACACACACCCCUACAUCAACGUUCAUGUUCCCUACAGGGAGUUCUUUAAGCUGGAGGCCUUGUCUGCCUACCACCGUGUGGUCAGCUUAGAGGACUUCAUGGAGAAGCUAGCCCCCAAAUACUGGGCCUCAGGACAGAGGAAUGCCUACUGCUUUGAGACUGCAGCCCAGAGGAGUAAGGACAAGAAGUCCUGCCCCAUGAAGGACGGGAACCCAUUUGGGCCAUUCUGGGACUACGUCGGUGUAGAUUUUGACAAAUCUGUCUUAUUUGGUGGGAUUUCCUUUAGUGCCUACCACCAACCUCAGUGGAUGAAGAAGUUUCCUCCCUCUGAACACCCUGUCCUGGCCAUGCCUGGGGCUCCAGCUCAGUUCCCAGUGACAGAAGAGCAUGUGGGCCUGCAGCGCUAUGUGGAGUGGUCAGACAAGAUGGUGAAGGAGGGAGAAGAGCACAUUGCCACCCAGCUCAUCAGGCCGUAUGUGGGCAUACAUCUAAGAAUUGGCAUUGACUGGCAAAAUGCCUGCAAAAUGCUGAAGAACGGCGACACAGGGCCUCACUUCAUGGCCUCCCCUCAGUGUGUCGGCUAUAACCGUCAGACAGCCCUGGCCCUCACUAUGACCAUGUGUCUCCCUGACCUCUCAGAGAUUCGUAGGGCUGUCAAGCUGUGGGUAAAGAAGACCGCCGCCCGCUCUGUCUACAUUGCCACUGACUCUGACUCCCACACUCAGGACAUUGAAAAGCUCUUCAGAGGCAAGGUGAAAGUGGUGAGUCUUCAGCCAGACUUGGCCCAGACAGACUUGUACAUCUUAGGCCAGUCUGACCACUUCAUCGGGAACUGCGUCUCCUCCUUCUCUGCCUUCGUGAAGAGGGAGCGGGAUGUCCGCGGCCUUCCCUCCUCCUUCUUUGGUAUGGACGAGCCUGGGAAGUCAAAUGUCAAAGAAGAGCUCUGAGUGUCAGCGUCUCCCUUUUGAUGCCGAUGCAGACGACGUGUCCUGAGGUGGCGAAGUACGAUCACACAUGCAGGCCUAGUUUCAGAACGGGUUGUGUGUGUGUGUGUGUUCAAUAAAAAAAAAAAAAAAAAAAAAAAGGCAGUGCUGCUACCAGGAAAUACUAUUUUUAUCUGUUUGCUGCUUGAAAAUUGGAGUAUUUGUAAUAAAUACUGGAUUUCUGGGCUGAUGCUAAUACAGUUUUUUGGGGAGUACAAAUUCGGUUUAAUUAGCCAAUGUUUUUAAUGGUGCACACCAAUCAGCCACACAUUCACUCACAGCUGUUUGUGGUGCACAAGUGGGACCUACACUAUAAGGAGGAGGCAGUUUUAAUGUUAAUCGGUGUCUACACCUACACACUAUAUACAGUGUGUCAGAAAUACCAGUUUUUAGUCUUUGCAGCUUUGGGGAUAAAGUGUCAGCCGGCAGGGAGCGUGACACGGAAACAAGUUAGAAGCAGAACUGCUCUGAAGAAACAGCUGCUGUGCAGGGAUUUGGGCUUCUUUGGAUCAGAGAUGAUCACUCACAAAGAAUAUAAAGAUGACCUCAGAUAUUAGCACCUCUGUCACACUGCAAGUAUCAGCUGCUCUGGUUUGUAUUAUUGCUUCAGCCUGUUUUGGUUCACCAUACUGAAGCCACACCACUUCCCAAAUAUUUCCCUUAAACUUUUAUACAAACUGUAAAAGAGUGAAUGCACCGUCAGCAAUACUGCUGUGCCUCUGCUCGCUCUUUUCUUUCCUCCCUCCAUUACGAGGAGCUCACAGUAACUGAGCCUCUCACCCUAUGGGUGCUGGGAUAGAAUCCAAUUCCCCACAACCCUGAAUUGGAUAAGCGGAAGAGAAUGGAUGGAUGGAUGGAUGGAUGGAUGGAUGAGCCUUCUGUGUAUGCCAUUUAUAGGGAGAUCAAGAGGAGACAUAUUACCUCUGUUUAUGGGACCAAAAUCUGAUCAAAUAUGUGAAUGUCUGCACUGAAAGUUGUAACAUUUUUGAGAGAAUUUUGAUUUGCAUACAUGUGAGGAUAUAUGUUGAGCUGGUGAAUGCAGUAAUGUUUUUCAUGCUUUUUUCACCAAUAAAGUCAUACACACUUUGUCCUAAGUUUACUUCUGUCUGGAAACUUGGCUUUGAAUCAGCAUCCUGUGGACAAGCCUUUAUAAGUA
This is a messenger RNA of Archocentrus centrarchus (flier cichlid), 2430 nucleotides long. RefSeq names its product protein O-fucosyltransferase 1 (gene pofut1). The record is from RefSeq and is a predicted model, not a curated record. Gene Ontology annotation, molecular function: peptide-O-fucosyltransferase activity. Gene Ontology annotation, biological process: regulation of Notch signaling pathway; protein O-linked glycosylation via fucose; Notch signaling pathway. Bases 51 to 1238 code for a protein of 395 amino acids. NCBI's taxonomy places the organism in Eukaryota, Metazoa, Chordata, Actinopteri, Cichliformes, Cichlidae. The transcript is spliced from 7 exons. Gene Ontology annotation, cellular component: endoplasmic reticulum.